AAGUUUGCAAUCCUGCAGCCGAUUAAUGCAGUAAAACAGAAAAUGUUUUGUUUUUAUCCAUGUUUUGAGUAGAAAUCAAACAUGUUUCUGUUGACUUUACUUUUUUUCAUCCAAAAGUUUGGUGAAAGCAGCCAAAAUGUUGUCAAACCAAACAUUGUUAUGGUGAUGAGUGAUGCAUUUGAUGGUCGGUUAUCCUUUGAUCCAGGCAGCAAAGUUGUGCAGCUCCCAUAUAUAAAUUACCUCAGGGAGCUGGGCUCCACUUUCCUUAAUGCUUACACAAACUCACCCAUCUGCUGCCCCUCUAGAGCAGCAAUGUGGAGCGGUCAGUUUGUUCACCUCACUCAGUCAUGGAACAACUAUAAGUGCUUAGAUGCAAAUUCAACAACAUGGAUGGAUGUGCUGCAGAGGAGCGGAUAUCGUACAAAGAUGCUGGGAAAGCUGGAUUACACCUCAGGGAGCCACUCAGUCAGUAACCGUGUCGAAGCGUGGACAAGAGAUGUUCAGUUCCUCCUUCGUCAGGAAGGCCGGCCUGUUUCUCAACUUGUCGGCAACAUGUCAACAGUAAGGAUCAUGGAAAAAGACUGGGACAACACAGAUAAAGCUGCUCAGUGGAUCCACCAAACAGCUGCACGUUUGAAUGAGCCUUUUGCUCUUUAUCUUGGCCUCAAUCUGCCUCAUCCGUAUAAUACUGAAUCUCUGGGGCCUACAGCUGGAGGAUCCACCUUCCGCAGCUCCCCAUACUGGCUCUCAAAGGUGUCGUCUGAGCUUGUCUCUGUUCCUAAAUGGUUGCCUAUGGCAGCCAUGCAUCCUGUUGACUUCUACUCCACCUACACCAAAAACUGCAGCAGCGAAUUCACUGAGGAAGAAGUUAAAAGCAUUCGGACUUUCUACUAUGCCAUGUGUGCGGAAGCAGACGCCAUGCUGGGUCAGGUGAUUUCAGCUCUGAGGGAGACUGGCCUGCUGGACAACACUGUUGUGAUCUUUACAGCCGACCAUGGAGAGCUAGCCAUGGAGCACCGGCAGUUCUAUAAGAUGUCAAUGUUUGAAGGCAGUUCUCACGUCCCCCUGCUUGUUACGGGGCCAGGGGUGAAGUCUGGGCUGCAGGUCCACCAGCCCGUGUCCUUGGUUGAUCUUUAUCCCACUGUGCUUGAAAUUGCUGGCAUUCCAGCUGUUGGUUAUUUAAGUGGAAACUCAAUCCUGCCUUUUAUAUACAAAGCAAGACAUUUUUCCAAGAACGAUCACCCAGAGUGGGUACUGAGUGAAUAUCAUGGCUGCAAUGCCAAUGCCUCUACAUAUAUGCUCAGGGUUGGCCAUUGGAAAUAUAUUGCCUAUGCAGAUGGGCGCAGUGUGCCCCCACAACUUUUCAAUGUUACGCUGGACAAGGAUGAACUGCACAACGUGGUUCUCAAAUUCCCAGACGUCCGGCUUCAACUCGACAAGCUACUGCGCAGCAUUGUGGAUUAUCCUAAAGUCUCUGCGGCCGUCCAACUUUACAAUAAGAGAGAGUUUACUGUGUGGCGGGAGAGCUUAGGGAGGAACUAUACUGAGGUCAUUGCUAACCUCAGGUGGCAUGUGGACUGGCAGAAGGACAUCCCAGCCAAUCAAAGAGCCAUCGAUACAUGGCUGCAGAAGACUGAAUGGCUAAAGUCGUAGUUAUUUAUUUUUAAUCUUUUUAAAUGGAAUACUUUGAAAUUCCAAAUUUCAAGUCAAGAAUGUUUUUGAAGAAUUUGAGUUGGAAAUGUCUGCCAAUAUUUGGCCAAAAUGUUUAAAGAUUAUACACCAUACACUGGAAAAACAAUCUAGAAAUAAGUACCGGUAACAUUUUCUUAAAUGAAGUGUAUUUACCCCUAAUUUGAGUAGGUAAAUGAUAUAGUUU
This is a messenger RNA of Cyprinodon variegatus (sheepshead minnow), 1876 nucleotides long. RefSeq names its product arylsulfatase family member K (gene arsk). Lineage: Eukaryota; Metazoa; Chordata; Actinopteri; Cyprinodontiformes; Cyprinodontidae. The transcript has 8 exons. The coding region runs from base 82 to 1653 and encodes 523 amino acids. The record is from RefSeq and is a predicted model, not a curated record.